AUGGUUGUCUCCAUCAUCAAUGUGAUAAGCUUUCUUCUUAUCGCAUCCCAUGCUUAUGCAGCAACAACACCCUCAGUUGUUCCGAUUGGGGUGCUCGGAGUAGAACAGAUGGGAGAAAAUACAUUUGAGGGCGACAUGCGCUUUUCAACAAAAAUAUCCCGCGGUGUGGGCAUACGGAAAGCUGCGGCACGGUGGACCAAUGGUAUUGUCCCCUACCAGUUCAUACCAGGACACACUGCGGAUCAACAGGCGUUUAUUGUUGCUGUUAUGCGCAAAAUGGAGAACACCUUUGCCAUAAACAACGCACGCUGCAUCCAAUUUCGGCCAAAGGUAGCAUCAGAUUUAUACUACAUCUCGAUUAUGAAUGGAACUGGUUGUUCAUCAAAUGUCGGAAUGCCGUCGACACCAAAUUUCAAUCACACAGUUAUACUUCAAAGUUCAGGAUGCAUUGAUAACGGACGAAUCAUGCAUGAACUCUUACACACAUUAGGAUUCUUUCAUGAGCAAUCGCGACCCGACCGAGACUCAUACGUUCGAGUUAAUACAGCUAAUAUCGAUUCCACUAUGCUGUUCAAUUUCGACAAGAUGUCAAGUACUGAUGUUGAUACUCUCAAUACAUCAUAUGAUUAUGAAUCAGUGAUGCACUAUGAAACAACUGCAUUCUCGAAGAACGGCCUCCCGUCAAUUGAGCCACUUCAAUCGGGCGUUAAAAUUGGACAGCGGUAUUAUUUGAGUGCCACCGAUAUACAAGAAGUACGAAUGUAUUACAACUGUUCGGCAAAUACACCUACUUUACCACCAACUACCACAGCAGCUACAACAACUAAUCCCAGUAUUAUUACUUCGACCUAUUCUGCGCUUCUAACUGCCAAUAGUCCACAAUAUGCUCGUGUGAAUGGUACAUCAUCAAAUUAUUAUUAUGAAACUGUACAACUACGUAUCACAACGCCUGGCAUUUAUAACAUCAAAGGAAGUAGCAGUUUAGAUUCCUAUGGCUUUCUAUAUACUGGUACUUUCGAUCCUGUCAACCCAUCAGUAAAUCUAUUCUUACAAAAUGAUGACGGCAGUGGCGAUGGACAGUUUAGCUUCAACAUUAAUUUUGGAUCUGCCUAUACUUUAACUAUUGUCGUAACAACCUAUAAUGCAAAUCUUACAGGUCCCAUUUCAGUUAUUGUUACUGGACCUGCCUCAGCCACGUUUGCUCGAUUGAGUUCCUAUAUAACAACGGCAAGCUCUACUACCACAACCAAGGCUCCAACAACAACAACAACUACCAGCACAACCACUACAACAAAGACCACAUCAACUACUAGCACAACCACUACAACAAAGACCACAUCAACUACUAGCACAACCACUACAACAAAGACCACAUCAACUACCAGCACAACCACUACAACAAAGACUACAUCAACUACUACUACAUCCACUACAACUACCACUACUACAACUAAGACCACCUCAACUACCAGCACAACAACAACAACUAAAGCUCCAACAACAACAACUACCGCCACUCUCGCAGCCAUCACUACAACUGUCUACACCGGUGAGUACAUUCAGAAUAUAAACUAUCCUGAGUUGAAAAUCUUCCAAGCAGAUAUGAUCGGUGUUGGUUCUGUCCGACCCAUCAACUUUUUCUAUCCAUCGGAUGUCACUCAAUCAAUCUGUCCAACUAACUACACCUGGACAGCAUGGUUCAAUGAAGGCAAACCAGCCAACUCUAAUUCGGUUGACACAGAAGACAUGAGUGUGAUCCUCGCACGAAAUCCAACAGCCAUGUGUCGUGUUCCAAAGAGCAUCCAGGCUCAAGCAAUCAAUUCUCCAACCAACCAAGGAUCAGGUCAAUGGUAUUGGAGCUAUCCGAACAGCAGUCUCUACCUUCUCUCAUUCAAAUCUGCCACCCCACUCGGUAUCGAUUAUCGUGUUCGAUAUUGUUGUCCCGUAGGUUCAUUUGUUGCUCCUGUCACAACCACAACCACACCAGCACCCUUGAGCAGUUCAGCCUGUGGUCAGCAGAGUACUACACCACGCGGCAAAGCCAUAAGUCGUAUCGUUAGUGGAACGAACGUCAUUCCCAAUUCGUGGCCUUGGAUGCUUUACUAUCAAGAGAGACGAACUCAAGGUACUAGUGUUUAUUAUGGUGUUUGCGGUGCGACGUUGAUCAGCAAAGAUUAUGCAAUUACCGCAGCCCAAUGCAUUGGAACCCAAAACCCAGCUGAUAUCACUCUCUUCGCUGGUAUGCAUGAUCUCUCGUCUUCAACCGAAGGUAACACGAGACAAGCUCGUACAGCAAAAUCAAUAACUAUCCAUCCUCAAUACGAUUCACUCGUAUUCGCCAAUGAUAUUGCUGUGAUUCGUGUAAAUGAGUCAUUUGUGUUCAACACUUAUGUUCAGCCUGCAUGUUUGCCAGGUGGUGAACCACAAGUCGGCGACGAUGUUGUCACUGUCGGAUGGGGAGCAACAGUUCAAGGUGGUCCAGUUACCAAUAUAUUGCAACAAACAUAUGCUAAAGUUCUAGGUGAUUGUGAACGAUGGUGGACAUUUGUUGAUAGCUCGCGUCAGAUGUGUGUGGCAGAUUAUAUUGGUAGUAGCUCCGUAUGUGGGGGUGAUGCCGGUGGUCCUCUUUUGGCUAAAUAUCAAGGACGAUAUGUUGUGUCGGGUAUUACUAGUUUUAUACAAGGUUGCAAGACUGGCACUGGCGCCAAUCCAAACGGAUUCACUCGUGUCACAGCCUACCUCAAUUGGAUCAAAAGCAUCACUGGAUAA
Messenger RNA from Adineta ricciae, 2769 nucleotides. The record is from the annotation of a GenBank genome assembly. Lineage: Eukaryota; Metazoa; Rotifera; Eurotatoria; Adinetida; Adinetidae.